CUGCUGGUUAUAAGAUUAUGCUGCUGGGGGAUCAAGUUCGUAAAGGAGACUUGGUUCUACCGUUUCUGUUUGAAGCUCGUCUCACAAAUGCCAAUAGCACGCGUCAAUCGUAUCCACUUUCAAUCACUUUACUUCAAGUCCUAGAAAAUAUAGACAUUACUAGCCUUCCUGAUGACUUUCACAAGCAAAGGGCAACUUUCAAACUUGAAAAGGAUAUAGAGGAGAUGAAGCUGAACUAUUUCUACGUGAAAAUCCAAAAACAGCUAUCUGAUAAAGACUGGGAAGUAGGACUUAUGUAUAAGAUAAUUGAUCGAUAUUUUGGCCUAAUCACCCUUCCAAAAGGUACCAAGUCUAAAGAUAUUGGAUUACAGUUAUCAUGUCCCAUGCCGUCAUUUGACAGUAGCGAAGAAUAUCUUGCUUAUUGGAAAACAGAUCCAACACCUAAGAAGGGUGAGCAAAUAACCAACUUUUCAAUGAAACCGCCUACAAUUCUUGAUCAGCCCAAGCUAAUGCAUCAACCUGACUCUCCGAUAACUUUAACCUCUCCACAGUCGGAAAAUGAUCCAAUGAAGUUUCUUUAUGCAAGAUACUUCAGUAUACUUUAUUCUUUGAAUACUCCACUAAGUUACUUUCCGAAAACUUCCUUGGUAAGAUUUAAAAAUUUAUGUGAUAACGAUGGGCAUAAAAUUAAAGCAAAUUUACAAAAACUUUAUCUUACAAUUAACGAAUUCGAUAUCAGACAUGAAGGCAGAUUAGGCUUGUUAAAAUCAGUUGAUCGAACCGAAGUAUCUUCUUGUAAUACCAAAGAGAGAUAUGAAAUAGAAAGCCAACAAGAGUUUGUGAAAAAGAAUCAUAUACUGCCUUUACUUUCCAAGAACAGUGAAAGCCAGUUCAGCAAAGAGGCUUCAUCAGAUACUGCUGAGGUGAAUUCUGUAAAUGCUCCUAUGACAUUAGAGGAAAAGUUAAGUGCAUUAACACUAGAUCUUAAAGUUAGAGAAGCUCAGCUUCAAAUUUUGAUCUCUUUGGAACUCAUUUCUCUUUUGGAGAUUCAAGAAAAUGUCUUUCUAGAUCAAAAUUUGAAACGUCAAGAAUCCGAGUUUGAGAAAUCAAAGAAAGCUGUUAAACCAUCUCUCGUGAGGAAGAGAAAGAAUAAGUCUUCGAAAAAGAUCAUGCCUACUUUCUUGGGUAUGGGUAUCAAUGUUGAUGAGCUGAAAGUUUUAAUAAAUGAGCCCACAACAAUAAAAAUAGACGAAUACUCCUUAUUUUCCUCGAUGACUACCCUUGUUGAUAGAAUGGGUAUUUGGGAUACUCUAGCUGGAGUAACAACUUCUAAAAAGGAUGAUAGCGCAUUUGGAUUUGUUGCUUAUGUUCUAAUACCUUAUUUCAAUAGGAAACUUCCAUGGGUCAUCAAAUUUAUAAUCAAUAAAUUCAAAUCCCUGAAUCCCAAACUUGUACCUAAAAAGGAUAGGCGUUCUAAAAGCAGCAAUGGUUCAGAAGACAAAAAAGUAUCUAAACCUGGUGUCCCUAUUGAAAAAGCAGAUUCUUCAUCCAAACCCAAAGAUCGCUCAUCAAGAUUCCCUAAAAAACCUUUGGGGUCUCAGAGAGUGCCUUUUCUUCACAAAUCUUCAUCUUCCAGUCGAUCAAAUAGAGAAUCAUCUCUCAGUGACGAUUUGCUCCCAGCUUUUGCUUUGAAAAGAUCCAAGUCUUCUCUUUCUACUAAGAAUCUUGAGCGGCGACAAGUUGACAUAUCGGUGAACUUGAAAGACGAUUCUAAGAUAAGUAAAAGCAAGUCAUUGACUGAAAAUGACAAGCUUAAUCGUAAUAAGAAUUUGGACUUCAAUAAGCCUUCUAUUUUUGGUGAUGCUAGAAGAAUUAAAUCUACAGCUAACUCAUUCAAGCCUGUGGAAUCGACUACUCAAAUUGAGGCCACCCCUGCAAAGAAGAUGAAUGGUAAUCCCGUGAGAUCUCAUGAAACCAUUAUUACUGCAACACCUUCGAAAGACAGAAUUUUAAAGCAAAGCCAACUGACACUCACUAUUAGUCAAACGCCAACCAUUGAUCGUUCCUCGACAACUAUAAUACCUGUUUCCACUGCAAAGCAACCAUCUGUAUCAGAAAGAUUGAUGGAGAUAAAUUUGAAACCACCUUCCUACAAUCAAGCAAUUACCUCUUCACCUGUUCAUGAAGGAAGUGAGGUCACUUCAUCCCCAGUUGCUGAAAAACGCCAUGAAUUUACAAUUCCUGAUAAUUCUCCUGUAAAAUAUGGUAUCACUUCUUCCCCAGUAAUCGAUUCGAGCGAAAGACUGAAACGCAAAAGACCUGGUGAACCAGUUAGUAUAACUGAAUCUCCGUUUUUCAAUUCGACAUUGAAUGGUUCACCGUUUUCUUCCAAAGGGAAAAGCUUAUAUAACGAUUUGAAUGCCGCAAGAAGUAAUUCUGUGUUCAGAAGAGGUAACGUACGCAAAAGAAUGAAAUCCGAUACCAAAAUAGCAUCUAUGAAACUCCAGAACGAAAUAGGUAACGGUCAGGAAACUGACGAUGACGAAGAAGUCACUAAAAACGCCAAUGAAAAAAUUCCAAAUUUACAGCUUCAUCUCCACAAUGGUCAUGAUAAUGAUGUGGAGGAACAACAGGCCAACUCGCAAAAGUUAGAUGAUGAUUCUGAUUCUGACUUUGAAAGGUUAACAAAAGCAUCAGAACUGAAAUCUAUUAAGACAUACAGUAAAUCGAGGCCAUCUAUACUGACUCAUCCUUAACGAAUUCCUUUACGAUUUAAUGAUUUAAAUGUAUUAUAGCAUAGAAAC
This is a messenger RNA of Hyphopichia burtonii NRRL Y-1933, 2804 nucleotides long. RefSeq lists its product as uncharacterized. Gene Ontology annotation, biological process: DNA replication initiation. The transcript has a single exon. The record is from RefSeq and is a predicted model, not a curated record. Gene Ontology annotation, cellular component: DNA replication preinitiation complex. NCBI's taxonomy places the organism in Eukaryota, Fungi, Ascomycota, Pichiomycetes, Serinales, Debaryomycetaceae. Bases 18 to 2756 code for a protein of 912 amino acids.